Molecule: messenger RNA, 2428 nt
Organism: Drosophila montana
Lineage: Eukaryota; Metazoa; Arthropoda; Insecta; Diptera; Drosophilidae
Product: retinol dehydrogenase 12
Exons: 2
Coding region: 1110-2318 (402 amino acids)
Source: RefSeq, a predicted model, not a curated record
UCUUCAAUUGUUUUAUUUACAUAAUUUUUGUGACAUUUUCGACAUUUUCUACAUCAAAACUAAAAUGCCUUUGUUGUGUGCUUGUGUUGAGCAUUAACUAGUCCACAUACAUACUUUGAAGACUGUGCCAAGGCCUAAUUUACAUGUUUCGAGCCCCGCCCAACAAUUGGGAUAUGGGCGAGAGAGAGAGCGAACAGAGUUGAGAGAGCGGCGGCAACAAUCAAAACAAACAUGCCGAAGAAACCGAAGAAGCCGAAGAACGUGAACAACCAAAUAAAAUGGAAUGCAAGAAAAUUAUUCAACGGUAGCGCCGACGCUGGCAGCGAAGCGCAGAAAAAAAAGCGCUUUAAAGUGAAAGUCGAAAGCAUAAUUCAAGAGAAGCAAAAAAGAAAUGAAAUUUACAACAACAACAACAACAACAACGACGACAACUCAAAUGGCAAUAACAAGCAGCAGCCGUUGCGGCUUCUAUGGCUAUGUUGGUCUGUCCCAACAGCCGGAGUGAAGUGCGACGCCGACGGCGACGGCGAAGCCGACGGCAACUGCGACGCAUGCACAUGCAUAAACUUAUAUUAAUAACAGACGCCAGCAAAGGCGACGGCGUCGCCGCUCAAAAUUGUAUUCAGGUUAUUUUUUGACGUGUUAGCAGCUCAGCUGAAGCCGUAGCCAGAGCCAGAGCCAGAGCCAACGGGAGUCGAACUCAGUUUCAGUUGGUUAAGAUCGCGCGAGACGCUUGGACGCAGCGGUAACAAGAGCAGGCGCAGCAAGACAAUUCCAAGAAGCAGUUACACACACACACACACACACAGAGACACAGACGCACGUACACAGAUCAAGAGAUAGCCGGCAGCAAUUCAUCAAGUGCUCAACUCAACGAAAGCCAUUGUAACUGUCGUUGUUGUCGUUGUCGAUCAAAUGUGUGAAAUUGGCGCGUGAGGAAGUGCGACCGAAGAAAAAGAAGAAGAGUUGGGUCAUCAAAUUUGGCAAGCACCUCCCAUCAUUCCCCCAAUCCCGAUUGCAGCCAUCAACUGACGCUCGCACACACACAACUACACGCACACACACACAGGCACACACACAGGCACAGCUCUUAAGGCCGUAUUCUAGCUAUGUCGGAGGCUGGCACGCCCACGACAACGAGGACUGUUUACGACCCAACCGCCGAGGCGGCCGAGAAGGCGCUCUGCUUUCGUGGCAUCUGGGCGUGGCUGGUGCUCCUUGUGCUGAUCGGCCUGUGCAUUGCGUUGGUCAUGUGGCUGCUGCGCAAGAUCAUCCUGGGUCCGGUGUACCGCAAGCCGAACCGCAUCGAUGGCAAGGUGGUCAUCGUCACCGGCUGCAACACGGGCAUUGGCAAGGAGACGGUGCUGGAGCUGGCGCGGCGGGGCGCCAAGAUCUACAUGGCCUGCCGGGAUCCGGCACGCUGCGAGGCAGCCCGCAUCGAGAUCAUGGAUCGCACACAGAACCAGCAGCUGUUCAAUCGCAGCUUGGAUCUCGGCUCGCUGCAGUCGGUGCGCAACUUUGUGGCACGCUUCAAGGCCGAGGAGACGCGCCUCGAUCUCCUGAUCAACAAUGCCGGCGUCAUGGCCUGUCCGCGUACUCUCACCGCCGACGGCUACGAGCAGCAGUUUGGCGUCAAUCAUUUGGGCCACUUUCUGCUCACCAAUCUGCUGCUGGAUCGGCUCAAGCAGGCGGCACCCAGCCGCAUUGUCGUUGUCAGCUCGGCGGCGUAUCUUUUCGGGCGCAUCAAUCGCGAGGAUCUGAUGAGCGAGCGCAAAUACAGUAAGUUCUUUGGCGCCUACACCCAGUCCAAGCUGGCGAACAUAUUGUUCACACGGAAGCUGGCGUUGCUGCUGCAGGGCACGGGCGUUACGGUCAACUGUUGCCAUCCGGGCCUGGUGCGCACCGAGCUGAAUCGCCACUUUUCGGGCGCCAACUGGACCCGGAAUAUGCUCAAGGUUAUGUCGCUCUAUUUGUUUAAGACACCGCGUGCCGGCGCCCAGACCUCGCUGCGCCUGGCCCUCGAUCCCGGGCUGGAGUGCUCCACGGGCAACUACUACGCGGACUGCAUGCGUUUCCCCCUGGUACCCUGGGGCCGUGACAUGGACACCGCCGACUGGCUUUGGCGCGAGAGCGAGCAGCUUGUCGGACUGCCGCCCAUCGAGCCAAACAAUCCAAAUGGCCAUAAUCCCCAAAAUGGCACCGGAGCACGUCCCGCCGUUGCUGCUGCGUCACCAGCUGCUGCUGCUGCUGCUGCUGCUGCUGCUGCUGCCGGUGACGCGGCGGUGGAGACCGUUGUGGUCGACCGUGCAGCCAGCUAAAGGGACUCGAGAAUUGAAUGGCCAGCCGGCUUCUUAUCACAGCCCAGUUGAAAAGCGCAUCCAGCUCGCGCCGCAAACCAGUUUGGAACCUGUUUUAAGUGUUUUUUUUU